ACGUAUUUUACUCUAAAGUGUUGCGGUAUUGUGCCAUAGAGUAAUUAUAUUACUCAUAAUUCUAUCCAAUGGUCCACGGACUUCAGUCUUCUACAAUAAACUGAUUGAAGUGCUUGUGUGUGCAUCAUGUUUGUUUAGAAAAUAUAUUAUAAACAAUGAAGUUACAAAUCAUAUUUUCUUUGGUCUUCUUGGCCUCAUUCACCCAAGCUUUGAGACUUCUUGUAUUCUUUCCUAUGAUGUCUAAGAGCCACAGCAUUUUAGGCCAAGGUAUGGUGAGCCGAUUACUGGAAGCUGGACACGAGGUGGUCCAUGUGACAGCUUUCCCUAGAGACAAGCCACAGGCAAAUUUGACAGAAAUAAACUUAAUUGAGGCAAGCAACCGAAUGAAAGAGCAGUUUCAAGGCGACGAUACUUUCAAAUUGAAAAAUCUCAUUGGGAAAGAGAAUGUCGGUGAUUCCGUAUUUUUUGUCUAUAUGACAUAUGAGAUAAGUAAAAAUAUUAUUGAAGACCAAACUUUUAUCAAGUUUCUUUUGAACCCUAAUGAAAAAUUUGACGCCGUCAUAAUUGAGUGGUUCUUUUCUGAUAUUUUUGCCGGAAUUGCACCACUUUUUAAAUGUCCCCUUAUCUGGUUCGGAUCGACUGAAGCUCAUUGGCAAAUCCUCCAAGUAGUUGAUGAAAUUCCUAACCCAUCCUACAGUGUAGACAUUUUCUCAGUCAGCAAACCACCUCUCAAUUUUAUGGAACGUUUAAGAGAACUCUAUAGGAUUGCAAAAAAAUAUAUUUUUAUCAGUUUAUUGAGCACUCCAUUUGAAAGAUCACUUUACAACAGCGUUUUUUCUGACAUAGCAAACAAAAGAGGGGUCACAUUACCUUCUUACGACGAAGUAAUUUAUAACGCUUCCCUAUUGCUCAUCAACUCUCACCCAUCUAUAGGCACGCCUUUUAGACUUCCACAGAAUGCUAAAUAUAUCGCUGGGUACCACAUUGACAGAGAAGUAAAACCGCUACCAAAGGAUCUACAAAAAUUAAUGGAUGAAGCAAAACAUGGCGUUAUAUAUUUUAGUAUGGGAAGUAAUCUGAAGAGUGAAGACAUGUCUGAAUCGAUGAAAAAAUCGUUACUAGCAAUGUUUAGUAAACUAAAACAAACAGUGAUAUGGAAAUUCGAAAGCGAUUUGGAUAAAGUUCCAGCUAAUGUCCAUCUGGUGAAAUGGGCACCACAGCAAAGUAUUCUCGCUCAUCCUAAUCUUAAAUUCUUCAUGACACACGGAGGACAGCUCUCCACGACUGAGGCUAUACACUUCGCUGUACCGGUUAUUGGUAUACCAGUUGCAGCUGAUCAGCACGUCAACAUGAGGUCCGUUGCCAAUAAAGGUUUCGGUAUUUAUAUAAAAAUAACAGAAGAUAUCACCGAUGACUUGUAUCCAGCGAUUCAGGAAAUGCUGCAAAAUCCAUCAUACAAGUCAAAAGCGAAGGAACUGUCUUUCAUCUACCAUAAUCGUCCUCUGACGCCAGGAGAUGAAUUGGUAUUCUGGACAGAGCAUGUUGUCCAUACACGCGGCGCCCUACAUUUACGAUCGCCAGCUUUACAAUUACCAUUCUACCAGAAAUUCUUUUUAGAUCUCCUUAUUCUCAUCCUCGUGGCAAUAGUAUUAUGCGUUCUUGUAAUAAGGUUCAUAAGAAAUGGAAGCAAAGGGACGAAAAAGACAAAAAAAGUUAAGACAAAAUAGACGUAGAUAUAUGGUUUGGAACAAGUAAUUUUUUUAAUAAGUGUUAAAUUAAAUGUGGUAAUUAAUACCAUAUUGGUCGGGACUUCGACACUAUACAUUUAUCUGUUUCACAAUAAAACCGCAAUGUAGAUAUUAAAUUAAAAAAAACGUAAUUGCUAUUCAUUUUAUGUUGUAUGUAUUGAAUGAUAGAAAUAUUAUAAAUUUUUUGUAAAAAGAUGUUCAUUGUAUUUGUACAUGUAUUUGUAUUGUAAAUUUUAAACCUACCUAUAAUGUUAUAGUAGCGUAUAUUGAUUUGUGUCAUUUCGAAUAGAAAAUGCAGUACAAAUACUUCAACAUAGAGGAAAAUAAAUUAAUACUGAAAA
Messenger RNA from Danaus plexippus (monarch butterfly), 2089 nucleotides. RefSeq names its product UDP-glucosyltransferase 2-like. Gene Ontology annotation, molecular function: UDP-glycosyltransferase activity. NCBI's taxonomy places the organism in Eukaryota, Metazoa, Arthropoda, Insecta, Lepidoptera, Nymphalidae. The coding region runs from base 156 to 1727 and encodes 523 amino acids. The transcript is spliced from 9 exons. The record is from RefSeq and is a predicted model, not a curated record.